AAGUGAGUCAUGUCAAUUGAGAUUCUCUUAUAAAUCCAGAUUAUAGAUAUUGAUUAGAAAUAUUGAUUAGGAAUCUUUGUCAGGACGUUACAUUUCGCUGAAUCUGGGAAUUAAUUUUAAGUCAGUUGAAGGGCUGAUUAUAUUGGCAGACCAUAUCGAUUGACGGUCCGAUCCCACGGUACAUUAACGUUAUAAAAAAAAUGUCUCGGCCAAAAGUUCUCCUUCUAGGAGAUAUACAGCACGCCCGCAAAUCAUGGGAGGCUCUGAACGACAUCGCCGACCUCAUAACCACAAAGGCAACCAACCGCACUGAAUUCAUCCAAGAAUGCAAAGACGGGAAGCUGGAUGGCGUGGUAGCGGCAUAUCGAACUUUUGGCUCAGUUGCCAUCACAGGUCUGAUUGAUGAAGAGCUUGUUUCGGUCUUGCCAAAAUCUUUGCUGUUUCUUGCGCAUUGCGGAGCUGGAUAUGACCAGAUAGAUGUUCACGCCUGCAGUGAACGCAAGUCACCUAUUCGAGUCUCCAAUGUCCCCACGGCUGUCGACGAUGCUACCGCUGAUGUAAACAUUUUUCUUAUCAUCGGCGCCAUUCGAAACUUCAACACGGGUAUGCAAGCUCUUCGGCAAGGGAAAUGGCGCGGUGACCCUGCGCCUCCACUCGGUCAUGAUCCCGAGGGGAAGGUUCUUGGUAUCCUGGGCAUGGGCGGGAUUGGACGUAAUCUGAAAAAGAAAGCGGAGGCCUUUGGGAUGAAGGUUAUUUAUCAUAAUAGGCGGCAGCUUAGUGAGAACAUGGCUGUGGGCGCGGAGUAUGUUACGUUUGAUGAGUUAUUGGCGAAGAGCGAUGUGAUUAGUUUGAACUUACCCCUUAACAAAAACACAUACCAUAUCAUCGGCAAACCCGAAUUCGACAAGAUGAAGGACGGCGUUGUCGUCGUCAACACAGCUCGAGGAGCGGUUAUAGACGAAGCAGCUCUCGUCGAAGCUUUGGAUAGCGGUAAAGUCUUUUCUGCUGGCUUGGAUGUCUUUGAGGAAGAGCCCAAGAUUCAUCCGGGUCUUUUGGGGAAUCCCAAUGUUAUGUUGGUGCCCCAUAUGGGGACUUGGUCUUACGAGACUCAUACUGCAAUGGAAGAAUGGGCGAUUAGUAAUGUACGCCAGGCGCUUGAGAAGGGAACAUUGAAGAGUAUCGUACCUGAGCAAGCAGAUCUUUAGACGAGGUGUGCUAUUUCUUCCUAUAUAUUUGUUCGAUGAGCGGUAUUUUACUAUAGAGCGCAAGAAUAUAGAUCGUUUCUACAUGUAACCUU
Molecule: messenger RNA, 1297 nt
Organism: Talaromyces stipitatus ATCC 10500
Lineage: Eukaryota; Fungi; Ascomycota; Eurotiomycetes; Eurotiales; Trichocomaceae
Product: glyoxylate reductase
Exons: 5
Coding region: 201-1205 (334 amino acids)
Cellular component (GO): cytosol
Molecular function (GO): hydroxypyruvate reductase [NAD(P)H] activity; glyoxylate reductase (NADPH) activity; NAD binding
Source: RefSeq, a predicted model, not a curated record